AUGGGGGAGUGUGAGUGGGUGGAUAGAGAGGGGGAUCAGAGGAACCAGAGAUGGGGAUCCGGGGGGAGGGCUGCAGGCGGGCCUUGGGCCCAAAGGGUCACCCCAGCUCCCCUCCUCUGCCAGCACUUACAGGAGGCCCUGGAGUUGUCCUCCUUCCCAGCAGCUUCGGAGGGGGGGGCUGGGGGAGAAGAGGAGGAGGAAGAGCUGGAGGAGAGCCCCGUUGAGGCUUCCACCCUCAGCCCCACACCGUCCCCCACCCCUGAGGAUGCCAUUUCCUAUGUCCUGGGCCGCCUCACCGGGCUGGACUCUGGGCUGCAUCAGCUGCACGUUAGACUGUACACUCUGGACGCCCGCGUAGCAGAGCUGUCUCGGGGGCUUCAGCUGCUGAAAGAGGCCAGAGACACCCGGGAAGCCCUGGAGGCCAUGGAGGAGGCUCAGAAACAGGGGAGGCAGGAGCGUGGGCGCCUGCAGGGCUGCCUCAAAGGCCUCCGCCUGGGCCACAAGUGCUUCCUCUUGUUUCGGGAUUUCCAGGACCAAAAGGCAGCCCAUGCCCAGUGCAGGGAGCGUGGGGGCAGCCUGGCCAUGCCCGCUGACCAGGCCCAGAUGGAGGCCCUGAGCCGGUACCUGAAGGCCAGCCUGGCCCCCUAUAAUUGGCCCGUGUGGCUGGGCAUCCACGAUCGGAGGGCAGAGGGCCUCUACCUCUUUGAGAACAACCAGCGAGUGUCCUUCUUUGCCUGGCAUCGGGCCCUGCCCCUGGGGGGCCCUGGGGCUGCUCCCACCCCUGGUGGCCCGGGCCACCCUGCUCUGGGGCCAGACCAACCCAACGGGGGAGCAGAGAACUGUGUGGCCCAGGCCUCGGACGAUGGCUCCUGGUGGGAUCACGACUGCGGCCGCCGAUUCUAUUAUAUCUGUGAAUUCCCCCACUAGGGGGCUCACAGGCAGCCCUGACCCUCCCCUAGGCCAAUGCCCCCUCCUCCAGCACCCUUUGGGGUGCCUCCUGAAUUCCUCCUUCAACACCCACCCAGACCUCCCUGCCUGCCCCUGGGAUCUCUCCUCUGAGCCCAGACAGACAAGGGGUCCCCAGGGGCCAGCCCUCACACACACAGCCUGAUGCCGGGCAGGACCCGCCAAAGGCAGCCAGGACACAACACCCAGCCUGUCCUGGAGGUAGUGAUCUCCCCGUCCCUGGAAGUCUGAUGCAGGCUCCUCCCUUCUCCCUUCUCUGUUGCCUCCCCCUGCCCCCAGACACUCAGCAGUGCUGCCCAGGAUGGGGCUGGAGGAGGAACCCCAGAAAGCUCAGCCGACUUCUGGCCAAAGUCUUGUCCUCAGUAACCCCACGGGAAGGGCUUGGUGGCCCUGGAGGAGAAGCCCAGCACGGUGUUAAGGCACCAGCAGGAGAUGGGAGACUGCCUGGUGACCUUAUCCGAGUCCUUUCUGUCCCUCCUUUAUGAAAUAAACGUUACUAGUCAUGAGUCCCAAA
Monodelphis domestica (gray short-tailed opossum) is the source of this 1480-nucleotide messenger RNA. It is a transcript of the gene CLEC11A, whose product is annotated as C-type lectin domain containing 11A. Lineage: Eukaryota; Metazoa; Chordata; Mammalia; Didelphimorphia; Didelphidae. Gene Ontology annotation, molecular function: growth factor activity. The record is from RefSeq and is a predicted model, not a curated record. Gene Ontology annotation, biological process: ossification.